Symbiodinium natans is the source of this 441-nucleotide messenger RNA. Lineage: Eukaryota; Dinophyceae; Suessiales; Symbiodiniaceae. The record is from the annotation of a GenBank genome assembly.
AUGAGCAGCAACAGUGCCUCAGACGAAUACUCACUGCCUACGCGAGAGGAAGCAUUUGCUGCUUUCGCACACCUCAUGGACCAUGAGGACUUCCUGCUCAGCGGUCUCUACACGGGCGGGUUUCCGCUUCUUCACCGCUACUUGCACGAGCUUGAGAACCUGUUGAUGGAAGUCCUCCCGGACCUGCAUCGGCACCUCCUCAGCAAGGGUGUGGUGGCAAUGAUGUAUGCACAGCCCUGGUUCCACACGCUGUUUAUCACGGUGGUGCCAGAGGCAGCCGUCGUGCGCGUGUGGGGCAAGAUGCUGCGUGAGGGGCCAAAGGCGCUCCUCACCUACGCACUUGCGCUGCUCCAGGACAACAAAGCUAGCCUGCUGUGCAUGGACGACGUGGAGGAUUUGAUGAGAGCCCUUCGCCACCCUCGCAUUUCCCCGGCCUCUUGA